AGUCAUAGAAACUUGGAGCCGUGGGAAGGUUUUGCUCGAGAGGAUUGUCCCUCACAAGCUUCCGUAGGUCUUCCCGGAAGUCCCGUGGAGCUCUUCAUUCAUUUCUCUGUCAAGUUUAUUCUCGGCUUCAUUUGAAAAUGCGCAGGAGAGCUGACGCUCAGCCCGCAGGCAGCGAACCGGGGGCCGGUAAAAAGGACCCCGCGGAAAAGCAGCACAGACGAACCGGAGCCACCGGCGGGCUGUCGUACAGCUCCGUGCUCUUGAACUUCGGGAAAUGUUUGCUCCUCCUCAUCAUCAUCCCGCCCUUCCUCAACUAUGCAUCCCUGCAGAGAGAGGAGCAGAUGCUGCUGCCCCAAGAUGGGCGAGUUGUUGAUGUUGGUUUGGGUCAGAAAAUGCAUCUUCUGUGUAAAGGACGAGGAAAACCUGUUGUUGUUCUAGAUGCUCCAGCAGGAAUGUCUUCAGAUAUUUGGCUUCAUGUCCAGGAGAGUGUGUCUUCAGUCACACAGGUUUGCACCUAUGACAGAGUGGGGCUGGGUUUCAGCAAGCGGGCCUUUCCAAAUGAAACGACUGGAACCGAGAAGGUUUGGGGACUGUCCACCACAGGACGGAUGGUGGAUGAUCUUCAUCGGCUCCUGCGGGCGGCUAACAUAUCCACGCCGUUCAUCCUGGUCGGCUCCGAGCUCGGCGCCCUCAACAGCCGCUUCUACAGCCACAUCCAUGAUGUGCAAGUGUCAGACCUUGUGCUGAUCGAUCCCAUCCCAGAGGACGUGUUUGAGGAGGAGCAGUGGAACGAGUACUGGUAUGGUAAGCUGCUGCCAUCGCUGCACGCGCAGCAGCUCUCAGCAGCUGCAGGGCUCAGCCGAAUACUCAUCAUUCUGGGGGUGCUGGAGCCGUCAAUAAAAGGAGACAACGUCUCGGAAGAGGUCGUCCAGCGGCAGAAGUACCUCCUGAGUAACCCCGUCCACCAAAGCAGUGCCGUAGACGAGCAUUACUUCAUGAAUGAAAGUGCAGCACAAGUGAGGGACAUCACAAAGUUUAAGCCUCUCUCCAGUAUGAUAUCAGUCAGCGUGCUGACGGGAGAUUCGUUCGACGAGCAAAUGCCGGAACAUCUAAACCAGAUGGUAGCUAAACUUCAAACAAGGUUUCUAAAGGAGUCCUACCCAUCAGCCAAUCACAUUCACAUAAAAGGAGCAGACAGGCGAAUGAUCUACAAGAAGCCAUCUGCCAUCAGCCAGCACCUGAGGAGGCUGGUCAACCAGCGACAAGCCAGACAGCAGAGUGAGUGACCAGUGGCCAAAAAACACAGCAGAACCGAGACGAAUAUGUUCUAAAGAGUCCGGCUUCAGUCAGAAACUUUAUUCUAGACAUUUCGGAACAGCUGCUUGAUUAAAAAGCUUUUAUUUUGAAAUA
Oryzias melastigma (Indian medaka) is the source of this 1410-nucleotide messenger RNA. RefSeq lists its product as uncharacterized. The transcript is spliced from 11 exons. The record is from RefSeq and is a predicted model, not a curated record. The coding region runs from base 138 to 1286 and encodes 382 amino acids. Lineage: Eukaryota; Metazoa; Chordata; Actinopteri; Beloniformes; Adrianichthyidae.